Phytophthora infestans T30-4 is the source of this 941-nucleotide messenger RNA. RefSeq lists its product as uncharacterized. The coding region runs from base 12 to 941 and encodes 309 amino acids. The transcript has 3 exons. Gene Ontology annotation, biological process: regulation of DNA-templated transcription; chromatin remodeling. The record is from RefSeq and is a predicted model, not a curated record. NCBI's taxonomy places the organism in Eukaryota, Oomycota, Peronosporomycetes, Peronosporales, Peronosporaceae. Gene Ontology annotation, cellular component: chromatin; nucleus.
GCUCCGUCAACAUGGCGAAUGCCACGCUAGAUCCGGAGCAAUUCUACCUCGUGCGAGGCACCCAGAACAUCGAAGCUGAUGAGGUGGACUACCGUAACCUGAUGACACACUACAAACUGGAGCCGCAUCUAGCCAAGAUGGCCGAGACAACGCUCCCCAGCACCUACCAUCACCUUCUGCGCGGCGUGGGCGAGGCGCGCGACUCGCUCACGCCCGGAGAAACGAAAGGCGACCUCUUGUCACUACUGGAAGGUGUUCCCUUUGAUCGUCCCAUUGAACCGCUGCCAGAGAGCGUUGUUAAGAGCGCCUUUCAGCUCCCCGCAGGCAGCAAGAGCGGCCCAGUGAUGCGGCCACUAAGCAAGACGCCUGGCCUUAUCCAUGCGCCGCCUCCUACUGGAGCGGAAAGAGCCGCUCAUACCGAGAAGCAGAAGGGCAAAGCUAGAGACGAUAAAGAUCGCAAGGAGAAGAAAGAGAAGAAGAAGAAGAAACGAGAACGAGAAGAUGCCACUGUGCUGCAGAAGCUGCUGGCUCCUCUGGUCACAGAGCUACGUGGACUCACCUGGGCCGGGUGGGUUGUCAGUGGGAAACCCGGCAACCCGUUUAUACAGAAAUUCACCAAGGACAACUGCAAGAGACUAGGUGUACCCAACUACUUUGAUUACGUCAAGAGCCCGAUGGACUUAACCCGCAUGAAGGAGAAGGUGGAGCACGCCGAGUACACGAAGAUCGACCAGUUCUCGACGGAUAUUAAGCUCAUGGCUGCGAACGCCAAGACCUUCAACCGCGUGGGGGAGCCGGUCCAUCAGAUGGCGAUCGAGAUCGAGCAGCUCUACGAGUCGAAGCUGCCAGUGUACAAAAAGAUGUUCGAAGACUUGCAACAGGAGCGCAAGAAGCGCAAGAAAGACAAGAAGAAACGAAAAGAGAAGAAGAAAGAAAAGUAA